AAAAAUUAAGUUUGAAAUAAAUCCCAAGUUGAAAUAAUUUCUUUCAAGUUUCAAGAAAUGUGAGUGAAGUUUUGUAGAGAGCAAGCAAGCGCAGAGGGAAUAAUGUCGGAAAUGGAGGAAGAAGCAUCGGACGUUAUAUGCGAACUGGAAAACGUUCAAGGUUUAGUCGACGCACUAAAUGCCGUUAGAUGGAAACGCCACCAAGACGCAGUGUUGGAGUUAUCCGAACACGGCAUCGUUUUGAUCGUUGAAGAAAGUGGUUGUCUCCAAGCUAAAGUUUAUCUCAAAAAAGAGCUAUUCAUUCGAUAUGAUUACAAUGCAGAAGGACGCCCUCGUUUUGGUGUGAGUUUAGGUCUUUUUGUCGAUUGUUUGAACGCUUUCUCUGUUCCUGGUCAUUCUAGUUUGAUUCAGAUUCAGUAUCCUGGUCCUGAUAUGCAGGUUCUUCUCAAAUCUGUAGAUUCGCUGGAUGCCAGUAUUUGUGCAGAGAUUAGAACAAGGAUUCCUGAUACUAUUGCAUGGGACUACAAUUUUGAACCUGCUGGGACAAACCCUAUAACCUUCACUGUUAAGUCUGCAGCACUAAAGGAAGCUAUUGAGGAUCUUGAAUGGCCUGGAUCAAGCAUCCAGAUAACUAUGGAGCCAAAUCCUCCUUCUGUUACAUUGAGGGCUGAAGGACACGGUGACUUGCAGAUAGAUUUCAUGUAUUGUGCGAAUUCAGAUCUCUUGGUAGCAUUUCAGUGUGACCAUCGGGUUUCUUUCAAGUACAAAUAUAAGUUCCUCAGAGCAUCAACUUCUAAUAUGCCAAGUAGUGUCAUUAAAGAAAAUAGAGGAAGCAAGCUAAGCAUUGGGAGAGGUGGAAUGUUAAAAGUGCAGCAUCUGGUUUCAAUUUCCAAACCUAUCUCACACUCUUAUGUCGAUUCUGCUGGCUAUCAACAACCUGGUCGAAUAGCUCAUAUUGAAUUCUUUGUGAAACCAGAGGAAAAUGAAGACUAAACAAAUUGUUAUUAUUAGGUAGUAGAAUCAAGGAAAAUGUGUGCCUUGUCCUUUUUUACACAUUGCUUUUUAAACCAGAUCUGAAAAGGUAUAAUGUUUUCCAUUAUAAAAUUGUAAACAUUUGCACUUUGGAUUUAAAAAGAGUGGGAGGUAAACAUUGCGGCUGUUGAGUCUGAGAGAAAAGCAAAAGAUAGAAAGCUAACUGUUUUCAAGACUCCAAAGCCCUUCUAGUGAACCUUAUAUCUGCUUUAAGGUUCUAUAAUGUGUUGAUAUGUUUGUUGUUUA
Molecule: messenger RNA, 1278 nt
Organism: Trifolium pratense (red clover)
Lineage: Eukaryota; Viridiplantae; Streptophyta; Magnoliopsida; Fabales; Fabaceae
Exons: 6
Coding region: 103-993 (296 amino acids)
Biological process (GO): DNA repair; DNA damage checkpoint signaling
Cellular component (GO): checkpoint clamp complex; nucleus
Source: RefSeq, a predicted model, not a curated record